GGGGCAGGCGGGCAGGCAAGCAAACGGGCAGGAAAGCAGCAGGCUGGCAGGCAGGCAGGCAGGCAGGCAUCGAGUAAGCCAGCGAGCAAGGUACCGAGAGGGAAUCACGCGUCCUCGUCGUUCAGUCGGGUAGGCGCGUUUGUACGGCGUUGGCUUUAGAGUAGCAUUCGCGCGUGACGUGAUCAGUUUAACGUUUAGCCGUCGACCCGGCUUGUUUCGAGUGCACUGGUGUAACGUGUGUUUUGUUUCUUCGGAAAACGAGGAGCAUAGGGGAACCAUGAGAACCGCGUGCACUGGUGAUGGACUUUAGUGAACGUUGACUGUUUGGUGAUCGGCAAUACUACAAGGAAAAGAAUUUGCAUCGGCAAACAUCGAGGGGAAGGGCAGAAAACAAAGGACGGUGUGGUCUGUUCCACGAACGGAUCGUCGUCGUCGUCGUCGUCGGAUCGGAAAAACAAAGGAAAGGAGCAACGAACGAAGAGAAAGAUGUCGCGACUGCUAAACGAUAGGCAUAUCGUACGGGCCUGGGCGAGGCCCCAACGUCUUUUAUUGUCGUUUCUGUUCCUGUGUGGAAUUCUCGCCGAUGCUACGAGAUUGAGGCAUUCCAGACACCUGGACGCGAGAUCGCAGCUCUCGAUCGACGAAGAAUUAACGAUGCAGCAGGGGGAAAAUCACAAUCACAAGCCGGUGUUUUCGAAUUGUUCGAAUUACGGGCCGGUUGUGAAGGAGGAGGAACCAGCGGGCACCGUGGUGAUUCAAGUGCACGCGGAGGACAGGGACCAUCCAGACGACGGAGGUACGAUCACGUACAGCUUCGUCACCGCUCCGGGUGAAAAGCUGAAAUUCGAGAUCAACAACAGGACCGGGUUGAUCAGAACGACGCAGAUGUUGGACAGGGACGAGCCAGCUCGAGAAAAGGAGGCUUACCUGACCGUGCUGGCGACCGACAAUGGAAGACCUCAGCUCGACGACGUGUGCACGUUUAAAGUUACCAUCGAGGACGUGAACGACAACUCGCCCGUUUUCGACAAAGUGGCGUACACCGAGUCAGUACCGCAAGAUUUACCUUUGGGACGGGAGGUGAUGAGGGUCUCCGCCACGGAUAUCGACGACGGCAACAAUUCGGUCGUCUACUACAGCCUGUCACCGAAAAGGGCGGAAGACGGCGUCUACUUCCGCAUAGAUCGCAACACUGGCGUGAUAUUUUUGAACAAAACCAUCGACAGAAAUCCGGACUACAAGUUUAGCAUGACCGCCACGGCGGAAGACCAGGGUGGUGAAAGUCAAAAAUCGAGCGUGAUCGAUCUGGACAUUCGGGUGGUCGAGUCUCACAAGAAAGCUCCCGCUUUCUUGCCGAGACCUUCGGAACCGAUCCGACUUCAGGAGAAUUUUAGCGAUUUUGACGCGAGCCUCGUGCGAUUGAGAGCCGUUUCGAACAGCGGGGACAACAGCGGUGUUCUCUUCGAACUGGUACCAGGUAGAACGGAGCAAACCAACAAAGGAAACACGUUCAGAUUGGAAUCGACUAAGGACGUGGCCGACAUCAAGCUCGCGCGGCGUCUCGACUACGAGAGCAACACGGUAUACACGUUAAUCGUGCGCGUUCAAAAUAAAUACCAAUUGGCUGCCGAGACCGUGGUCGACAUCGAGGUGUUGGAUGUAAACGACAACAUUCCGGUGUUUCGUGAAAUGAAAAAAGGUAGCGUACUCGAGAACGAACCAGCCGGUGUACCCGUGAUGCAAGUGCGAGCCAUCGACGCCGAUGGAACUUCUGCUCAUAAUCAGGUUACCUACGAACUGGACAAUUUUCGCGACUUGUUCGCCAUCGACAAGUACACCGGCAACAUCACCACUUUAACCACCUUUGACAGAGAACAAGAGGACACGUACAACGUGAAGGUGAUCGCGGUGGACAAUUCUCCUAGCGCUCUCUUCAAAACCGGCGAGCACAACAAGGGCCAGCAGGUGUUUAGAAUCGAGAUCGCUGACAAAAACGACAACGCUCCUCAUUUUACUCAAGCCGUUUACACGGCCAAUUCGAUCCUCGAGAACGCGAAUAUCAACGCUCCGGUCACGGAAGUGAAGGCUCUCGAUUCCGACACCGCCAGCCCGGUUACCUACAGCAUUAUAUACGGUAACACAGACGACAGUUUCUAUAUCGAGGACACCACCGGCAAGAUUCGCGUGAAAAAACCUUUGGAUUACGAAAAGAUCACGGAAUACAACUUGACCGUCAGAGCGUUCGACGGCGUGUACAACGACACUGCCCAAGUCAAGAUUUUUAUCGAGAACGUGAACGACAAUCCACCGGUCUUCGAGGAUUUCAACAAGAAUCCGACGAUCAAAGAAGAGACGCUGGUCGAAGGAUGCAUCACCACCGUGGUUGCCUACGAUCCUGACAUAAAGGACAGAAACGCCGAUCAGCACAUUGCGUAUUUCAUCGUGAAAGAAGAUCAACAACCUUUGAUCGGUAUCGAUAAAUCCGGCUGCAUGACAUUGAAGAAACCACUGGACCGAGACGCACCGUAUGGUUAUUCCAUGUGGACCGUAAUCGUGAUGGCGCGGGACGAAGACGGUUCUCCGACCGCAUUGCGAGAAUUGGUGAUGGUGAACAUCACGUUGAUCGAUAUAAACGACAAUGCACCGUUCCUCGAUAUGCCGUAUCCGGUGGUUUGGGGCGAGAACAAACUGCCUGGAAAGAUCACCGAAUUAAAAGCUCGGGACUGGGACUCGGACGAGAACGGGCCUCCGUUUCAUUUCCAGAUCGACGAGAAUACCGCCGACGAGUCGAUUCUCGACAAGUUUGCGAUUCGCGACGCCGAUCUGUUUGCGCGGGUGAAGUUCGAUCGCGAGGAACGAAAGAGUUACGAUAUCGCAAUAGCGAUCACGGACAGCGGUCAACCACCGAUGACGGGAACAUCAACGUUGACCGUGAUAAUCGGCGACGAGAACGACAACCCGAUGUCCGAAGGUUCCAGCUCUAUAUUCGUGUACAACUACAAAGGGGAGGCGCCCGAUACUGAGAUCGGUCGGGUGUACGUAAACGACGCGGACGAUUGGGACUUGCCUGACAAACAUUUCGCUUGGGCCUCCGUCACGCCCGAAGGCUUUCGCUUAAACAAAGAAACCGGCAUGAUCACCUUGCUGUCUGGUGUGUCCAACGACACGUUCGUUUUGAAGUUUGUCGUGACCGAGCAUAGUCUGCUUAUCCCGCGACAUCAAGUGAACGCUUACGUGAACGUUACCGUAAGAGAGCUGCCCGAAGAAGCAGUGUCCAGGUCCGGCUCGGUGCGUUUCUACGGAAUGAACGCCGAGGAGUUUGUCGCUCCCGAUGAAUCCGGCGUCAGCAAGAAGGAGAUAUUCCAAGAGAGGAUAGCAAACAUGUUGAACACCUCGGUAGAGAACGUGGAUGUGUUCACGGUGCUUCAUUCUCCCCAUCACAAUGACAAGAAUUUGCUGGACGUACGAUUUUCGGCUCACGGUAGCCCCUAUUACGCUCCCGAGAAACUGAACACGAUAUUAGCGCAACACACCAAAGAAAUCGAGCGAGAGCUAAAGACCGACGUGUUACUGGUGAAUAUCGACGAGUGUCUCUUCGAGAAGCUGCAUUGCAACAAUUCUUGUCGCAGUUACUUGAACGUCAGCACGGAGCCGUACGCGGUUUACACGAACACCAGUUCGUUCGUCGGCGUACGAGCGAUCGUGGACCCGCUUUGUACCUGUCACAUAGCCGAGCCGUUAGUUUGCUUGAACGGAGGCACACCUCUUGCCGAACGUUGCGAAUGUCCGCCAGGCCUCGAAGGACCCAGAUGCGAGCUCCUCGGUAUCGGUUUCCAUGGCGACGGAUGGGCCGUGAUGCCGCCGCCUGGUCAAGCUUGCGACGAUUCUCACUUAGGUCUCGAGAUAACGCCUCACGUGGACAACGGUCUGGUGUUUUACUUCGGCCCGAUGACGUACAGUCCUAAAAUUAAGAUUCAGGAUUUUAUGGCCUUGGAGCUGCAACAGGGAUACGCGGUUCUUUACGUGGAUUACGGAACCGGCACCGCCAGGCUAGAUCAGCGACAAAUCAAACUCACCGAUGGCAAAAGCCACAAGAUUGACGUUUACUGGACGAAGAACGCAAUCGAGAUGAAGGUGGAUAAUUGCGGCAUCUCGGCUUGCAUGAGUUUAACAGCACCGCAAGGGCCGAACGAAUUUUUGAACGUAAACAGCCCGAUGCAAGUCGGAGGGUCGUUGAGCAAUUUGGCGCAGUUGCAUUCGCAACUGGGUUGGGAUUACAAGCCGACGGACAGGGGCUUUGUUGGUUGCAUACGCAACAUGACCUUUAAUGGAAAUACUUACAACUUGGGAAUGCCGUCGUUAUCUAGAAACGCGGAUCCUGGCUGCGAUCACGGAAUGGCCAAGGCCGUUUCCUUUGGAAUCGAUACUAACUUUCUGGUGGCGAUACUGGUUUGCGUAGCGAUAUUGUUGAUACUUUUGCUAGCGGUGGUGGUGCACAGGCGAAAGACCGACGACUUGUACAAGGACAUGGACGAUAUCAGAGAAAAUAUUAUUAAUUACGAGGACGAAGGAGGCGGCGAGGUUGACACCGGCUAUGACUUGAACGUUCUGCGUACUAUUUACGACCCGCCUAUCGAUUCGAAAAUAGCACCUGUUGGUUUGCAAACUAGAGCGCCCGAUGAAGUACCAGAUAUUUGCGGUUUCCUGGACGGCAAAAAGGAGAGCUGUGACAAGGAUCCUGACACGAAUCCGUUUGACGAUGUCAGACACUACGCGUACGAGGGUGAAGGCAAUUCCGAGGGUUCCUUGUCGUCUUUAGCUUCGUGUACCGACGAUGGAGAUCUCAAGUUCAACUAUUUGUCUCACUUUGGUCCGAGAUUCCGAAAGUUGGCCGACAUGUACGGGGAAGAGCCUAGCGACGAGGAGAGCGACGGUGUAGGAGAACGGGAGAGCGAGAGUUGGUGUUGAACUUUCCAGGGCCUCUUCUAGUGUUCGAUUCGAAUCGUUCGCGUUUGCAUUCGUGGCAAUGCGUUUACCUUGCGCGCGAUACCUAUCAUCGCCAUUCACUCUCUUUGACGAAGCAACGACGAAACGGCGCUUCGCAGCCUCGUGUACUUAAAACCGAAUCCGAGAGUACGUUUUGUUGAUUCUUGUCCUGGCUUCUGCACCUAGAAAGAAAGAAGACAACAAGAAGCAAAAGAGUUUUGUGUAACUAUCGGCGUAGCGUGUGAAGCGCGUGCCGAUACGCGACAUAAGUUAAUAUUGUUAUUUUUUAUUUCGACAGAGCUUAACGGGAACGUCGUGUAUUUCUCUCCUGUUUUCUUUUCUUUUCCUUUUUCAUUUUUUAUUUUAUUUUAUUUUUUUUUUUUUAUCUGUUACGGCGCGCAGGAAAACGUGGUUCUUUCGUGGACGAUUCCCCGAGAGGGCGAUAUUUUUUUUCCUUCUUUUUUUCAUUUUUUUGGCGUUCAUGUCGAAACGAGGAAAAAUAGAAAAGAAAAGAAACGAACAAUAGACUAAUCAACUUUUAUUUUGUUAUUCUUUUUUGCGAGAUUAUCGAAUAGACAUAGAAGCUACGCAUUAUCAUUGACAUUGAUCGAAAACGCGUCGGCCGAGUAAACUGAUUCGCGUUUAAGCGAUUCGACUCGGUCGUCUAGUAAAUCACCAUUCAUUUCAAGCACGAAACUACGAAAUUUCUGACGCAGAAAUUUUCGCAGAAAUCGAAGCAAGAGCGUUUGUAAGUUGUGGCAAUCAUUCGAAUUAUUAUAAAAGUCUGUGGGCUAUUUUUUUAUACGUACAUUAUAGAUGGUAUACAAGUAUAUACAAGUAUACGUACAUGCGGGCGCGAUUCGCUACAUGUACGGAUAAAUGUGUAGAUAAGAGAUGCGGCACAUCGCUCCACUAUUUAACUUAUAGAUAGUAUUUUAUUAAUUGGAUAUACGUGAGUGAGAAAUCGUGUAGAGGGUGUGCGAAACUACAUACGCGAACACGUGCAUAAAAUAAUAUAGAUAUAAAUAUUAAAUACUAAAUAUAUACCGUACACAGGUGUGUGUCUGCGUAUGUAUGUGGGUGCGUGAUUAGGUGAGAGGAGUAAGAAGAGGAAGGAAUUGAGAUACCGUUCUCGUUUCCGCACGUAACAGAUUCCCAAACGCAAAAAUUUCCCGUUGCGAUCGAGGGAAAAAAUAUCGACGAGAAGAGAUCGAGUGCCAUAUCGUGCAUCCGAUGUUGAUCAGCGUUAUGUUCGCGUUAAGUUUGCGAUCGAUGUACACAAAAGGCAGCCGUCGUAGCGUCUUCGAACUCAGCCUAUGUACGCGUGCACGCACGUACGUACACGUAUAUAUGUGAUAAUAAUUUGUAAGCUUUUUGUACGAUAAAUCAACGACGAUAUGUAUGUGUAUAAUAAGGAUACAUUGAACGCAUCGUUGACGAGAUUGGGCCACGUCGGCGGUUUCGAAAUUCGACACACCGGACGCGGUCCGUUCGACAUCGGUGCGUCACGGGAGAGCCAAGGUGUAAUUUAUACGAAAUAAGAGUGCAGCUUAAGCGAAGCGUGGUGUGAUCUCAGAGGAUUCGUAAGUGAAUGAAUCGUGCGUAUCGAUAUCCAUCGAUUCUGAAACGAAAAACUCAACACCCGGUCACUUGGACGUUUGCCAUCGAACAACAAAGAAUCACGUGAACAGUAUCGGAUAUAUUCUUGCUCGAGUCGAUUGUCCCAACUGACCGUCUCUCUUUCUCUUAACGAUAGAACACGCCGCAGUACAAAAAGGAAGAAACGCGCCCACACGAUCUCGAUGAAAUCGCGUCGAAGGAUACGCUACGAACAGAGUCGUUCGCCCACACUUUUAUUCGAACACUGCCCUUUACGUAUUAGAUAAGAAGACUUUAUCAACGUAUUUUCUCGAACAAACGAGAAAGGGAUGAGUAAAUAAAUAAAUAAAGGAAAAAA
This is a messenger RNA of Osmia lignaria (orchard mason bee), 6943 nucleotides long. RefSeq names its product DE-cadherin (gene shg). The record is from RefSeq and is a predicted model, not a curated record. Gene Ontology annotation, molecular function: cadherin binding; beta-catenin binding; calcium ion binding. NCBI's taxonomy places the organism in Eukaryota, Metazoa, Arthropoda, Insecta, Hymenoptera, Megachilidae. Gene Ontology annotation, cellular component: catenin complex; plasma membrane. Gene Ontology annotation, biological process: homophilic cell-cell adhesion; cell migration; multicellular organism development.